Molecule: messenger RNA, 840 nt
Organism: Tupaia belangeri chinensis (Chinese tree shrew)
Lineage: Eukaryota; Metazoa; Chordata; Mammalia; Scandentia; Tupaiidae
Product: keratin-associated protein 9-4
Exons: 4
Coding region: 1-840 (279 amino acids)
Cellular component (GO): keratin filament
Source: RefSeq, a predicted model, not a curated record
AUGACGAGCUGCUGCUGUUCCCCUUGCUGCCAGCCUACGUGCUACAGAACCACCUGCUGCAGAACCACCUGCUACCAGCCCUGCUGUGAUGAGUCCAGCUGCUGCCAGCCCUGCUGCAGUGGGUGUGACUGCUGCCAGCCCUGCUGCUGUGGAUCCAGCUGCUGCCAGCCCUGCUGCAGAACCAUCUGCUAUAGGACCGUCUGCUGCCAGCCCUGCUGCUGCGGAUCCAGCUGCUGCCAGCCUUGCUGCCAGCCUACAUGCUGUCAGACCACCUGCUGCAGGACAAUCUGCCAGCCCAUUUGCUGCGGCUUGUGUGGUGGACAAGGCGGAAGUAGCAGUGGCUGUGGAAAGCCAUACAGUAGACAAGAGCAAGAACCUUCAAAUGACAAGGGAGACAAUGAAGGUUCCCAGGGGACUAGGAACCUACCCUCCACACCUAACACCAUGACCAGCUGCUGCUGUUCCCCUUGCUGCCAGCCUACGUGCUGCAGAACCACCUGCUGCCAGCCCUGCUGUGGUGGAUCCUGCUGCCAGCCCUGCUGCAGAACCACCUGCUGUAGGACAAUCUGCUGCCAGCCCUGCUGCUGCAGGUCCUGCUUCUGCCAGCCCUGCUGCUGUGGAUCCAGCUGCUGCCAGCCUACGUGCUGUGAGACUACCUGCUGCAGGACCGUGUGCUGCCGACCCACUUGCUAUGGCUCCUGCUGCGGUGGACAAGGUGGAAAUGGCUGUGGCUGUGGCAGUGACUGUGGCUGUGAUGGCGGCUGCUGCGCUGAUCAAUUCCCCAGACAACCAUCCUGGUCACAGGACACUGACUUGCCCAUGGGGAUACAGAUUCGCUGA